Physella acuta is the source of this 2597-nucleotide messenger RNA. Its product is annotated as ADAM 17-like protease. Gene Ontology annotation, biological process: Notch signaling pathway; membrane protein ectodomain proteolysis. Gene Ontology annotation, molecular function: metalloendopeptidase activity. Gene Ontology annotation, cellular component: plasma membrane. NCBI's taxonomy places the organism in Eukaryota, Metazoa, Mollusca, Gastropoda, Physidae. The record is from RefSeq and is a predicted model, not a curated record.
CUUUGUUUUUGUUUUCACAAAGUUUCUAACGUCUGUGUAUAAUGCGUAUUUUUAUAUUUAUUUAUGUAAUUUUGAUUAAAAGUGUUCUUAGUAUAGCAAAUUUAAAAUACUACGAAACAUUCAGUUCAAUUGGUGUUACAUCAAUUGUGAAGAGAUCUAAUGGUGAACAGAAAGUAAUUAAACAAGUCAGGUUCAAAGUAUUUGACAGAGAUUUUCAUCUUCACCUCACAACGGGCACUACUGUGUUAGCUGGAAAUUUCAAGGCAUAUAUGGUGUAUGAAAAGGAAAGAACGUCUCAGUUUUUUAUUGAUCAAAGUAAAAUAUUUUCUGGGUAUCUUAUGGGAAAUGAAGAUGUAUCUGUUAGUGCCUUUGUUGAAGAUGACUUGUGGACUAUACAUAUAUAUGAUAUAAAUGAUACAUAUGCUGUAGAGCCAGCUCAUAGGUUAAUAAAAGAUUGGCAAAACCUAAAUCAUAGUCAAAUUGCUUACAGAAGUUCUGAUCUGAGAAAGGGUGCUUCACAGUGUGGUGUUAGUUCUCCAAUGUCUCCUAUAAGUCAGCAGUCCCAAAAUUUAAAUAAGCAGAUGGACAAUAAAUUUUCAGAAAAGACAGCUAAAAAUUCCCACUCUAGAAGGGCUAGGGACUCACCUGACCAAAACACAUGCAUCGUGUCUCUGUUUGGUGACUACUUUCUGUACAAGAGGCACUGCAACAGUAAUCCCUGGUCAUGUUCUGCCUUUAUGAUAAGUGUUUCCCAUUAUGCAGAUAGGAUAUUCCGAUCAACAACAUUUGAAGGGGAGGCUAAUACGUAUUCCAAUAUUGGAAUUCAAGUCGGUAAGAUAACAUUGUUUACUUCACUAAGUAAAACAGAACAAGGACAGGCACAUUUUAACUCUGAAGACCUGCACUGGGAGGCAUCAACUAAAUUACAGGCAUUUGGACAGUAUGCUAGUUUAUUGAAAGAAGACUUCUGUUUAUAUAUUUUGAUAACAAGCUAUCCAUUUACCGAUGGAAUAUUAGGAUUAGGCUAUCAGGGUGGCGCCUGCACAAAAAAUUUAGAAAAGGGAAGGUUUAUCUGUGUGUCUCUUGUGACUGUUGAAUCUGGUGAAGGCAACACAGUAACCAACCUACAGACAAGUCUUGUCUUUACUCACGGUCACAACUUUGCCAGUGACCAUGACCCUGACACUGAUGAAUGCUCUUUUGAGGAGUCGGACGGAGGCAAUUUCAUCAUGUGGCAUCAGUCUGUUUCAGGCCAUGAGAGAAACAACAAGUUAUUUUCACCAUGUUCCAAAAAAACUAUUGGAAGAAAACUGGACAAGGCCAAAUGUCUAGUUGAAAAGUCUUCAAUAACAAAACUGUGUGGUAACGGCCUGGUUGAAGAAGGGGAGGAAUGUGAUGGUGGAGCUUUAGGCACUGUUGGUUCAGACCAAUGCUGUAAUUCUGAUUGUACCUUUAAAGUCUGGGCUUCAUGCAGCUCCAUCAAUACCCAGUGCUGCCAGAACUGUACAAUAGCCCCAGUAGGAACUCUUUGCAUGGAUGAGAAUGUUCUAGACUGUAAAGCUCCGAGCUACUGCACAGGAGACAGUUUCAAAUGUCCUGAUCAGCCAAAUGCUAAAGAUUGGACAGAGUGUCUUCCUGGUGCCAAGUGUUACAAAGGUGAAUGUAAGGAUGUCUGCGAAUUAGAAUCUAUCACUGAGAAUUUCACUUUACAAGCCUGUCUCUGCAGAAGUUCAGGUAUCAGUGCCUGCCAGUUUUGCUGCUUCAAUGUAUCAGAAGAAAACAGUGUGUGUAAGCCUAUCAAGGAUGACAUAGUUAGAGACGGCACUGCCUGUUAUGUGGGACACUGCACGGCAGGAGUUUGUACCAGUAAAAUCACUUCCACCGUGAACAGAUUGUUUUCUUACAUAAACUCCAUUGAAAAGUCUGGAAUCAGAUCUUUCAUGCUUUCUAAUAUGGUGCUUGUUAUCAUAAUAUUUGCAUCUGUAUUCUGGAUACCAGCCAUGCUCUUCUGUAAUCAUUUUGAUCGCAUUGAGUCAGAAGAGAAGGAGAUCCAAGAAACGAUUUAUGACAGAAGAAUGUCACUGUACAGGAACUCUGCUAUGUUUGAAGAAUUACUUCAAAGGUAUUCAAUCGCAUCCCAAUACCGAUUUCCAUCAUUUCAUCGCAGAUUUUCACAAAGAUCUUCACGGAGAUCUUCGACAAUGUCUUCAGCAUCUCAGUAUAAACCAGUUUAUUCCCUUUUUGAAGUACCAGAUGAGAAUGUGCAAAGGGCAUCCACAAAAUCGCUUGAGAAUGAGCAAAGGGCAUCCAUAAAAUCGCUUGAGAAUCAACGAAGGGCAUCCAUAAAAUUGUUUGAGAAUCAGCGAAGGGCAUCCAUAAAAUCACUUGAGAAUCAGCAAAGGGCAUCCACAGUCUCUGACAUAUCCACCCUGAGUCGAGGGUCCAUCAGUUUUUGGGAUAAGAAGAACAUGGCUGCUGAGGGUUAUGGAAACCGUGUAUCAGUUGUGGGCUUAAUAAAUAAGAAACAACCCGCAGUUACAAAUUCUGGAACCAAGAUUAGCCGGACUGAUUCAGGUUUUUCUUACCUUUUUUCAUAA